AUGGAGCAGUUUAGUCAGAGCGAAUUGGCGAAACAUCACGAUGUCGGGGACCUCUGGGUCUCGAUCUGUGGGAAAGUUUACAACAUAUCUGGCUACGUGGACGAUCAUCCCGGGGGCGUUGAGGUUUUGAAAGAUGUCGCAGGUUCCGAUGGUACCGAGAGUUUCGAGUAUGUCGGCCACUCUGAGGAUGCCUACAAGACAUUGCAAAGGUUCCAGAUUGGUGUCUUGGAAGACCACGUGGGUUUCUUCUUUGCCUCCCAAAGAAUGCCGAUCGCUAACCAUACUUUUCCAAAAGCCCAUCAACGAAGGGUCAGAUGGUUUGGCCAAGGCAUGGGAUGCUCAUCGGCCCAAGUUCAAUAA
This is a messenger RNA of Colletotrichum higginsianum IMI 349063, 360 nucleotides long. RefSeq names its product Cytochrome b5. The transcript is spliced from 2 exons. Gene Ontology annotation, molecular function: heme binding. The record is from RefSeq and is a predicted model, not a curated record. Bases 1 to 360 code for a protein of 119 amino acids. NCBI's taxonomy places the organism in Eukaryota, Fungi, Ascomycota, Sordariomycetes, Glomerellales, Glomerellaceae. Gene Ontology annotation, cellular component: intracellular membrane-bounded organelle; membrane.